AUGCCAACGCGCUGCAUGACCAAUAAUGAGUGUGGAACAAGUGGCAAUGUGGGAACGGCUUCAUGCGCGGCCAGUCAUAAUUGUACAUGUACAUAUGGCGAUUAUCAAAUGGGUUUAGGAUGUGGCUGCAUGACCAAUAAUGAGUGUGGAACAAGUGGCAAUGUGGGAACGGCUUCAUGCGCGGCCAGUCAUAAUUGUACAUGUACAUAUGGCGAUUAUCAAAUGGGUUUAGGAUGUGCAUGUAUUACCGCAUUCCAAACGUAUCCAGCUGGAAGUGCUCCGUUUUCUGUUGUGGUAGGUGAUUUCAAUGGUGAUCACAAAGUUGAUCUGGCCGUUGCAAAUUUUGGUUCUGGCGAUGUUAGUAUAUUGCUCGGGAAUGGGAAUGGAACGUUUCAAAGUCAGGUAAGGUAUCCAUCUGGUACCGGUUCACGUUCUAUUGCAACGGGUGAUUUCAAUGGUGAUAACAAAACUGAUUUAGCUGUUGCAGUUCAAAAUACGAACAACGUCAGUAUAUUGAUCGGUAACGGCAAUGGAACAUUUCAAAGUCAAAGAACAUAUGCAGCUGGAUUGACUCCAUAUUCUGUCACAACAGGUGAUUUCGAUGGUGAUAACAAAACUGAUUUAGCUGUUGCAAAUCAAGGUGCGAACAACGUCAGUAUAUUGAUCGGUAACGGCAACGGAACAUUUCAGAGCCAAAGAACAUUUGCGACUGGGGUGAGUCCAUAUUGUGUCACAACAGGUGAUUUCAAUGGUGAUCACAAAACUGAUCUGGUUGUUGGAAAUGGGGCUGGCAGUGUCAGUAUAUUGAUCGGUAAUGGUGACGGCACGUUUCAGAGUCAAAAGACUUAUACGACUAUGUCGGGUCCACGUUCUAUUGCAACCGGUGAUUUCAAUGGUGAUAACAAAACUGAUUUAGCGAUUGCAAAUAGGAACGCCAACAAUGUCAGUAUAUUGAUCGGUAACGGCAAUGGAACAUUUCAGCCUCAAAAAACUUAUCUAACUGGGUCGGAUGCAUUUGGUGUUGCAACAGGUGAUUUCAACGGUGAUCAGAUAAUUGAUUUAGCUGUUGUUAAUGUGCCUGACAACACUACCAGCUGCAUGACAGACAAUGAGUGUGCAACGACAUGUAUUACCGCAUUCCAAACGUAUCCAGCUGGAAGUGCUCCGUUUUCUGUUGUGGUAGGUGAUUUCAAUGGUGAUCACAAAGUUGAUCUGGCCGUUGCAAAUUUUGGUUCUGGCGAUGUUAGUAUAUUGCUCGGGAAUGGGAAUGGAACGUUUCAAAGUCAGGUAAGGUAUCCAUCUGGUACCGGUUCACGUUCUAUUGCAACGGGUGAUUUCAAUGGUGAUAACAAAACUGAUUUAGCUGUUGCAGUUCAAAAUACGAACAACGUCAGUAUAUUGAUCGGUAACGGCAAUGGAACAUUUCAAAGUCAAAGAACAUAUGCAGCUGGAUUGACUCCAUAUUCUGUCACAACAGGUGAUUUCGAUGGUGAUCACAAAACUGAUCUGGCGUUAGAAAUGGGGCUGGAAAUGGCAAAUAUGAUUGAGGGUGCAACCAGUGGGAAUGUGGCAACGGCUUCGUGUGUGGCCAAUUCGAAUAUCUUCUUCAGUAAAUGCUCGUUUGUAGAAUGA
Didymodactylos carnosus is the source of this 1632-nucleotide messenger RNA. The record is from the annotation of a GenBank genome assembly. Lineage: Eukaryota; Metazoa; Rotifera; Eurotatoria; Philodinida; Philodinidae.